AUGGCUUCAAGUCCUGCAGACGGCCCGAAACCAGACCAAUAUGCUGACCCGUUAGCAACAUCACCGGACCAGCUCGCCUUUUUGCCCCACGACAAUGCUGGCGCUAAACUGAACGCCAUUAUCUGGGUCCUGACUACGAUCUCUGGCCUCAUCCUCGCGCUGCGUGUAUACUGCAGAAUUAUUCGGCGGCGAAGCCUGUGGUGGGAUGAUGCAUUCCUCAUUGCAGCAUGGAUCUGCAUUACCGUCGAGUCCGCCCUUCUCACCCAUUUAACGACGCUCGGUUAUGGGCUGCACAUCUGGGACUUUGAUGUCUUGGAAAAAAUGCCUCGCCUCCUUGCCCCCAUCAAUGCAGCUGGCACCUUCUCCGUCACGGCAGCGAUCUGGUCCAAAACCAGUUUCGGAAUCACACUCAUCCCCCUGACCGAUGGUUGGGCGAAUAAGGCAACCUGGUUCAUCAUCAUAACCAUGAAUAUAGCCAUGGGUCUGAGUGCUCUAUUCCCCUGGGUCAACUGCACACCGUUCAUUCGGGGUUUGCAGAUGAAGAAGAAGGAAAAGGUUGGGGUCGGUAUCGCCAUGAGCAUGGGUAUCUUCGCCGGGAUCACAGGUCUUAUCAAAGUUAGCCAGAUCCCCAUGAUGCUUUCGGAUGAUUUCGCCGAUGGGGUUGACCUUUGGCUUUGGGGCAACGCUGAGACGACCGUCACCAUCAUCGCUGCCAGUAUUCCAAUGCUUCGGGUCAUGGUCCGGGACGCCACAAACUCGCGACGGGCUUACGGUACAGCCGACUCUUACAAAGAAAGCGGGCUGGGCUCUGGGAAGCGGAACAUGAGGGUCGUGACCAUCUCAAGCGGCCCAAUGGCUAGCGAUGCCGAGAUGGCAAAACAAAUCAACGACGACGACAGCGAUAAGGGUAUCCUCGAGGACAGCCAGGAAGCCAUGAAGAUGGGUCGAAUCGUGAAAACGAACGAUUUUGAAAUCAACUCCUCGUCACAGGAGGCACCAAUGUCUCAGGAAUCGCAACUCAACCACGAUGCCCUCCGCGAGUCCGCGCGGUAUGCCAGAACAGGUAUUGCCCCGCCUCCGAAGGUGGACAAUCGCAGUCGCUUCAAGGGCUUCAUUGACCGUAUCAACAAACGGCAGUGGGAGCUCCUGAGCGAUGCUGUGCAGAGCAGAGUGGCAUACAACAAGCACGAGCUAUCGCUGUACGAGUUUUCCCAGCUCUUGAAGCAGGAGUUCACCCCCAAGACCAACAUCACCAUGGACAUUGUCGCUUCGGUGGGCGGGGACGAGGCCAUGGACGGGCCCGUCGGCGCUCGCUUACGUGUCAAGACACUUGUCAUGGAGGGCGAGGGCCCAUGCCUACCGUCUGCAUCUCGGCAACAUCUGGAGCACGCCAGGCACAUGUUUGUGUGUUUCACCGAGAACAAGAUCAGCCAGGUCUACGACAUUUCGGACGACAGCGAGAAGCGUAGCUUGGCCCGGGCCAUUACGCCGCCGCCUAGUCUGCGUCCGCCGCCGCCCCGGUCAUCGAUCGGCAUGCGGCAGUUUUAUACCGAUUACAUUGCCUGCAUCAACGGCGGGAGAAUGGAAGAGGAACUGGACCAGUUCUGUAAGCCUUCGGGCGUCAUCUGGAACGGCACUCAUAUGACGGUCAAGAAGUACGGCGAGAUGAUUCAGAGCAGCCUUGACGCGAUAUCGGGACUUUUCUUCGACAUACAUACUUUGGUCGUGGACGAGAAAGGGCAGCAGUUGGCUUCUCGAAUCGAGUUCACCGGGACUCCCGUGAAGCCAUUCGCCGGAGGGGUUCCGAACGGACGAUCGGUGGCGUUUUCCGAACAUGUUUUCUAUUGGCUCGAGCAGGGCAAGAUUUCCGAUGUGUUGUCAAUCGUCGACUGGGAAGAGUACAGGUCGCAGCUUGCCCGCUGA
Molecule: messenger RNA, 1923 nt
Organism: Chaetomium globosum CBS 148.51
Lineage: Eukaryota; Fungi; Ascomycota; Sordariomycetes; Sordariales; Chaetomiaceae
Exons: 7
Coding region: 1-1923 (640 amino acids)
Biological process (GO): polyketide metabolic process
Source: RefSeq, a predicted model, not a curated record